AUGAAUCCUGAAUAUGAUUACCUGUUCAAGCUGCUUCUGAUUGGCGACUCUGGCGUCGGUAAAUCAUGCCUUCUCCUGCGAUUUGCGGAUGACACCUACACUGAAAGCUACAUCAGCACCAUUGGGGUUGACUUCAAGAUCAGGACCAUCGAAAUGGACGGGAAGACUGUCAAACUGCAAAUUUGGGACACUGCUGGUCAGGAAAGAUUCCGGACUAUAACUUCCAGCUAUUACAGGGGAGCCCACGGAAUCAUCAUCGUAUAUGAUGUCACUGAACAGGAGUCUUUCAAUAAUGUCAAACAAUGGCUGGAGGAGAUUGACCGCUAUGCGUGUGAAAACGUCUCGAAGCUUCUGGUGGGCAACAAAAGUGAUCUGGUCUCCAAAAAGGUGGUGGAUUUCACCACGGCACAGGAAUUUGCCACCCCUCUCAAAAUCCCCUUCCUUGAAACUAGUGCAAAAAAUGCCACCAAUGUGGAGAAGGCCUUUUUAACAAUGGCUGCUGAAAUACAGAAGCGGAUUGCAGCAGACAAUGUCCAGAAUGAGACUGUUAAAGUGGGGUCAAAAAUAAACAGUGCCCCUUUGUGGCCUGGAGGAGAAAAGGCAGCAGCUGAAGAGGUCAACUCUUGCUGUUAG
This is a messenger RNA of Chanos chanos (milkfish), 633 nucleotides long. RefSeq names its product ras-related protein ORAB-1. The record is from RefSeq and is a predicted model, not a curated record. The coding region runs from base 1 to 633 and encodes 210 amino acids. The transcript has 6 exons. Lineage: Eukaryota; Metazoa; Chordata; Actinopteri; Gonorynchiformes; Chanidae. Gene Ontology annotation, molecular function: GTP binding; GTPase activity.